AUGUUUGAGGAGGGUCCGUCCGAUAUCUUAUCGGCACUUGUUGCUUUGAAGUCUCUUCGGAUACCCGUUGAUCUGCUUUACGAUUUACUCAUUCUUCCUGCCUUUGAUCCAAUGGAUUCUCCAAUUUCCAUCCGUGAGCUAGAGCUCACGGAUUCAGAUUUUGAUAAUUUUGCUACGGAGAUUGAUCCCGAUGAUAUUUGCAAGGCCUUGAAAAUGAACCUCUCUCGAGUAUGCUAUCUUGGUAUCAGCCCUGGCUGUCUGGAGGUAAUACCGGAAGCAUCACAUGCCAAAAUUGACAAGUGGGUGUGGAAGAAUAUUGAUAAGUGUCCUGAGGAGGAACUUGAUUCUCUUUUUGACUUGGGUCUCGUUGUCAUGGAUAAGGUGCCAAAUUAA
Messenger RNA from Penicillium digitatum Pd1, 393 nucleotides. RefSeq names its product F-box domain protein. The record is from RefSeq and is a predicted model, not a curated record. NCBI's taxonomy places the organism in Eukaryota, Fungi, Ascomycota, Eurotiomycetes, Eurotiales, Aspergillaceae.